AUCUCACAGCAUCAGCGUGAAGUGUCUAUUACCACCUUCUUAUUUCCUGUUUAUAUGGCAACUGCCUCAACAUCCUGUUUUUAAUUACUUCUCUCCAGCAGCAGAUGCUUCUCACAGCAACCUGCUGUGGAUUACUCCCCUGAGAACUAAUGUGCUGUGACAGACCCCACUUUUCCAAUCAAUAACUCGCCCUAAAUCUGCCAUCUCUCUGCCUGCCAAACACACUCCCACUUCUAAUGGCACAUCAUUUUCUUUAAGGGGGUGUAAUUGCAGACUGUGGAAAGCUGUAGCCCUUUGUGUUCCAACUACGUAGAUACUGUAAAGGAAUCUAAAGUACAGAAACAACAGCUCACAGUCAACACAGGAAGUAAUGGGGGCUUUACAUUGUGCUCAGUCUCGCCACCAUUCCCUCACAUUACCCUUUUAAAACCAUUCACUUCCCUGUUUUGACUGAGUGCUCAGAUCACCGUGCUACUUCAUAAACCUGUUGGCGCAAGCUUGUCAAGAUGUUUGUGUCAUUUCUCUGAUGUCAAACUCUUGUGGACUAAUGAGGAUUACUUCUACAUAAUGUUCAAAAUUUCAGAAUGAAACUGGAUGUAAACUUCUCCAACAUGUCUGUGGAGUCUGGUGCUGUAAGGCCGGAGCAGGGACCAGUGGAGUACCGCAUGGUAGGCCUGAUCUUCUACUGCUUCGUCUUCAUCAUAGGAGUUGUAGUCAAUUUCACUGCUAUAUGGGUGUUCGCCCUCACCACCAAGAAGAGGAACUCUGUCACUGUCUACAUGAUAAACGUGGCCGUGGUGGAUCUCACCUUCAUCCUGCUGCUUCCCUUUAGAAUGGUUUACCACCACCAGGACUACUGGCCCUUUGGAGAUAUUUUCUGUAGAAUCAGUGCAGCUCUCACCAUAUUCUACCCCUGCAUCGCUCUGUGGCUGUUUGCUCUGAUCAGUGCUGACCGCUACAUGGCCAUCGUCCAGCCCAAGCACGGCAAAGAGCUGAGGAACAUCCCAAAGGCCGUGGUGGCCAGUUUGGGGUUGUGGGUAAUGACUCUGGGCUGCACUGUACCCCUGCUCUUCUCUGAGGAUGACCCCGAUCGCAUCUCGAAUUUUACCACCUGCAUCAAGAUGCAAGACAUCAUCUACAUGCGCAAUGACAACCCCGUCAACUUUGUGCGACUCAUCUUCUUCUUCCUGGUUCCCAUAUUUAUAAUGAUUGGCUGCUAUAUUGUCAUUGUGGAUAAUCUGAUCCACGGCCGCACCUCUAAACUCAAACCUAAAGUGAAGCAGAAGUCCAUCAGGAUUAUAAUCACACUGAUUAUCCAAGUGUUGGUGUGUUUUGUGCCUUUCCACGUGUGUUUAGUGCUCCGUUUGCUGGGGACUGGCAAAGAUGGGGGAUUUAGCACAUGGGCAGUCUUCACCACAUUCCUGAUGAACCUGAGCACAGUGUUAGAUAUCAUUCUGUACUACAUUGUCUCCAAGCAGUUCCAGGACAGGGUGAUCAGUGUGAUUUUGUACAGGAACUAUCUGCGAAGUGUGAGACGGAAGAGCAGGCACACACACACAGGCAGCAUCCGAUCAAUGAGCAACCUGACCAGCGCAAUGAUAUGAAACAACCAUCAAACUUUCAUGCCAAACAGCACACUGAUAUGUACCGCGCACGCUUUGACACAAUGUAACACUGAAUGCAUCACUGUGUACAUGGUUCAUUAUCAAAAGGAUCAAAACUUGCAAUUAAUUUCCAAGACGUAAUUUACACUCACAGUAUGGGAGUGCUGCUGCUGUGGCAAAAACAUCUGUGUCGGAGCUGAUUGACUCACCCAUGAGACUUGAGAUGUUUUCUGUACGUCUUUGCUCUAGCAGACAAAGCACGAGUAUCUGUGGCUCAGGUGUAAUACAUGCAGGCGAAAAUAAAGCUCAUAAUCAUUAAAAACAUAGCCCACAUUAUCUUAGUGUUUGCUUUGUUAUUAUGUAGAAACAUUGAAAUUAUUCUCAGCCUUCUCAUUAUGUCAGCCAACAACUAUAAAGGGCCUGACUGCCUCCACAGGGGGAAACCAACAGGAAAUGACGGUGGGUUUGUGAAGGUUGCAGCUUUUGUUUGGUCGCUGCACCAUAUUUUUAACUUCACUUCUGUAGCACCUCAGUGCUGCAUCAUUACUUAAAUAUAACCAUAAGUGCUGAAUGAUUCCAUGUACAUGAGGUGCGAAUAAACUAAGCUUGUUUGACUGGUG
This is a messenger RNA of Siniperca chuatsi (mandarin fish), 2224 nucleotides long. It is a transcript of the gene gpr18, whose product is annotated as G protein-coupled receptor 18. Gene Ontology annotation, molecular function: G protein-coupled receptor activity. Gene Ontology annotation, cellular component: membrane. The coding region runs from base 585 to 1604 and encodes 339 amino acids. Gene Ontology annotation, biological process: phospholipase C-activating G protein-coupled receptor signaling pathway; positive regulation of Rho protein signal transduction. NCBI's taxonomy places the organism in Eukaryota, Metazoa, Chordata, Actinopteri, Centrarchiformes, Sinipercidae. The transcript has 3 exons. The record is from RefSeq and is a predicted model, not a curated record.